CACCUGCCCGAUCGGGUUCUCGGCUCACGUGACUCCACAAAAGAGCGGGAGGAAAUGGGUCAGGCCCCCCUUACGUAACCCGCAUUCACCUCGAAUUGCGGACCAGACGCGAACGUCUUUUUCCUUCUCGCUCCUGUCUACCCUGUGAUAUCGUAACAGUCGACACAGGACGGCGACACUGCAAUCAUGAAGCUCCCGAAGCUGUUCGCGCUCGCAGCGCUCGCAGGUGCCGUCACCGCGUCACCAACCGUUCACCCUGCAGACCUAAACGUCACAAUCCAAGGCCUGAUGCGCAACGGCAUCGAAGUCUUCCUAGGAAUCCCCUACGCCGAGGACACCAGCGGAGCAAACCGGUUCAAGCCGCCAGUGCCUUACGUCCCGCCGCCAGGUGCUACCAUUGACGCGACCAAAGCCGGCCCAGCAUGUCCGCAAAUGCACGGCAUGUGGAACGCGCCGCUCACGCUGAGCAACAUCAGCGACACUUCCGAAGACUGUCUGAACCUCAACAUUGCGCGGCCAAGCGGCCUCGGUGAGACCAAGAAACUACCUGUUAUGGUGUGGAUUCAUGGCGGAAGCUUCUGGGUGGGGUCGAACACCGAGCCUACGCAUCAGCCGGAUGGGCUCGUGCUCGAAUCUAUCGAUAGCGGGUUUCCUGUGAUCCAUGUGGCUAUGAACUACCGGCUCGGAUUCUUCGGGUUCGCGCAGUCAGAGGCCCUGGAGAAGGAGAAGAGUGAGAACGCAGGGCUCCGCGAUCAACGACUGGCUAUUGAAUGGGUCCGCGACCAUAUCGCGGAGUUUGGCGGCGACCCGAACAGGAUCACGAUCUUUGGCCAGUCGUCCGGUGGGCUUGCGGUCGGCAUGCAGUUGCUCGCCUACGGGGGCACCAAGCCUCUCCCUUUCAAGCAGGGUAUCUGCGAGUCGCAGGCGCUGGAGCCCGGGAUCACGGGGAACUUUAGCAUCGAUGCUAUGACCAAGGUGGUUGACUACGUUGGCUGCAACAGCACCAGCGGUUCAGUCCACUCGCCCGAGGUGAUCACCUGUCUGCGGCUGAAAGAUACGGAGACGCUGCGGCAAGCAAUGCUGGAGACAUACGUCGGCGACAUCGCGCACAACAUCGGGGACAUCUGGCUCCCGGUCGUGGACGGCGAUUUCCUACCCGCAGCCCCCUCUCAGCUCAUCGCGGAAGGCCGGUUCGGAGACGCAACCUACAUCAUGGGCUGGACGCAAGGCGACGUGAAUUUCUUCACCAACAUCAGCAUCACCACCGCCAGAGACACGUUCAACUUCAUCCAGGGCUACCUCCCCGAGAUGCCGGCCGACAAAGUCUGGAUGCUCCUCGGCCUAUACCCCGUCAGCGAAUUCACACCGCCGCCAGGCACAAACCUCACCGCCGAAUUCUACCGCGCCGCCCGCAUCUUCCGCGACAUCCUCAUGGUGUGCGAGCCCAUCUUGCUCGCUGAAGGGAUCCGCGCCCACAAGGACUCGCCUGUCUACCUGUACAACUGGAACCAAACGAUCCUCGAUCCCAUCCUCGAAGCCGUGUACAACGUCAGCGGCAUGGGCGUCGUGCACACCUCGGAAUUCGCCUACAUCUACGGCAACCUCUCGCAUUACAACGUCUCGGGCUAUCCGUUCAACCCCACGCAGGAAGACUACGACCUGCGGGAUCGCGCGAGCGCAAGCUGGUCCGUCUUUCCGUGGUUUGGGAGUCCGUGGUUGCAGACGGGUAACACGACGCUGCAGGGCUGGAAUAAGGCGCUUUUCCAGACGCAUAAUGACACCGCCUGGCUGGGCCCAUUUCCGGGAUAUACAUACGUGAUGACGAUUGGCGGACCGCGCGAAGGGUACUUUGCGCUCGAUGGGCCGGAUAGUAUUCCGGAGGUUAGCGAGCAGAGGUUGAGGGAAAGGUGCACCUUCAUCAAUGAUCCGAAUAUCGUCCAGUAUCUGCAGUACUAGGCGUUGCCAUGGGGUUGUAACCUGGUUUCUUUCUUGAAAACUUCCGGUGUUUGGCUCGACGGCGAGGAUCGGGGCGCCCCCAUCGAGCAGAGGUUCCCUCUGCUAGCAAAUGGCGGGCUUGAGUGAGAACGGAGGGUAUGAGCCUUCUGUGAUACCGGGAUCGAGGGCGGAUGCUCCUACUCCGUUAGUAUAUGACUCAAAAAGUC
This is a messenger RNA of Trematosphaeria pertusa, 2162 nucleotides long. Its product is annotated as alpha/beta-hydrolase. Lineage: Eukaryota; Fungi; Ascomycota; Dothideomycetes; Pleosporales; Trematosphaeriaceae. The transcript has a single exon. The record is from RefSeq and is a predicted model, not a curated record. Bases 187 to 1956 code for a protein of 589 amino acids.